AUGGGCAAAGGUGGUAGCAAAUUGAAAACUACACAGAUUCGCGAUCUUGCCGAACAGACUUAUUGUAAGUUUUUUUUGGAUUUUUUUUUGUAGGAAUUUGAUUUUAUGAGAAAUCUUUCGAGUUUUUUUUCGAAUUUUCAGAAAAACAGAAAUUUUUUAGAGUUUCUGAAGUCUCAAAAUGAAAUUAGAUAUUUUUUAAUUGAUUUUCACAUUUUGAAGAUUCUUAAACUGUCUUGACAAUGCUGAAACAAUUUUCUGAAUUACCAAAAAAAUCAAUUUUUUUCAGAAAAAAUUAUUGAUUGGUUUUGUAAGCUUCCAGAAACUUUUUUGGCUCUCUAGGCUCUCUAGCCUCUCUAGGCUCUCUAGGCUCUCUAGGCUCUCUAGGCUCUCUAGGCUCUCUAGGCACUCUAGGCUCUCUAGGCUCUCUAGGCUCUCUAACCUCUCUAACCUCUCUAUUUUUCCAGUUACCGAAAAAGAGAUCAAACAAUGGUACAAAGGCUUUGUUCGCGACUGCCCGAACGGAAUGCUCACCGAAGCCGGCUUCCAAAAAAUCUACAAACAAUUCUUCCCACAAGGUGAUCCCUCAGAUUUCGCUUCAUUCGUCUUCAAAGUCUUUGACGAAAAUAAAGACGGCGCCAUCGAAUUUCACGAAUUCAUUCGAGCACUUUCGAUAACUUCACGCGGUAAUUUGGAUGAGAAAUUGCAUUGGGCUUUCAAAUUGUACGAUUUGGAUCAGGAUGGUUAUAUUACCAGGAAUGAGAUGUUAUCGAUUGUAGACUCAAUUUAUAAAAUGGUUGGGAGUAGUGUGAAAUUGCCGGAUGAUGAGAAUACGCCCGAGAAACGUGUAGAUCGAAUAUUUCGAAUGAUGGAUAAGGUUUGUAGACUUUUUUAAAGGAGCAGAUAGUUUUUUGACAUUCAAAAAGCCACGCCCCUUUUAGAAAAAUGUAUCGCAGUUGAAUAUGCUAAUUCUAAAUUGAAAAAACUUUUUCAAGCUACAGUAACCCUUGCAGUUUGAGUUAACUUAGAUACAGUAUAUCUUGCAGUUUUUGAUCUACAGUUACACGGACCACAAUAAUCCUUGUUUAGUAAUUUUGUACUACAGUAAUCCAUGUGUUUGAAAGCUAUAGUAACUCAAAGAUACAGUAAUAACCCUUUGCAGUUCAAAAUUAUUUAGAUACAGUAACCUUUGCAGUUUGGAAUAUUUGAAAUACACUAAUCUUUGCAAGUUACUGUAACUCAAAGAUACACACCCUGUCCAGUCUGAAAAACAGUAACAGUAAUCCUUGUAGUUCCCAACCUACAGUAACCUUCUGAUACAGUAUACCUCACAGUUUCUAAUUUACAGUAACUUUUUGCAGAACAACGAUGCUCAAUUAACAUUGGAUGAAUUCAAAGAGGGCGCCAAAGCGGAUCCAUCAAUUGUACACGCCCUUUCACUCUACGAAGGACUUUCCACAUAA
Molecule: messenger RNA, 1460 nt
Organism: Caenorhabditis angaria
Lineage: Eukaryota; Metazoa; Nematoda; Chromadorea; Rhabditida; Rhabditidae
Source: the annotation of a GenBank genome assembly